AUGACGAUAACUUGCGGUAUUCCUUCGUUUCUUGCGUCUCUAGAGAGCGUUAAUUGGUGUCGAGAAAGUUUUGGACUGGGAUGGCUUCUCGUGGUUAGCAAAGAAGGCACUGAGGAAGGCGAGGAAGAUCAUGAACAUGAAGAAACGAUAGAAAUAUUGCCUCAAACUGAAGAGAGUCGAGCUGUUCCUCCUGAUCAACGGACAACCACGCCCUAUAUGACAAAGUAUGAGAGAGCUAGAGUCCUGGGGACAAGAGCACUACAAAUUAGGAAAUGGGUCAAGGUGAUAUCAGAUUAUGGGGCACCAGUGAUGGUAGAGUUGGAGGGAGAAACUGAUCCACUUAAAAUUGCAAUGAAAGAACUCAAAGCUAAGAAAGUUCCGAUAAUCAUUCGUCGAUUUUUACCAGACUCCAGUUAUGAAGAUUGGGCAGUAGAUGAACUAAUUAUAGAUUAA
Gigantopelta aegis is the source of this 453-nucleotide messenger RNA. Its product is annotated as DNA-directed RNA polymerases I, II, and III subunit RPABC2-like. Gene Ontology annotation, molecular function: DNA-directed RNA polymerase activity; DNA binding. NCBI's taxonomy places the organism in Eukaryota, Metazoa, Mollusca, Gastropoda, Neomphalida, Peltospiridae. The transcript has 6 exons. Gene Ontology annotation, biological process: DNA-templated transcription. Bases 1 to 453 code for a protein of 150 amino acids. The record is from RefSeq and is a predicted model, not a curated record. Gene Ontology annotation, cellular component: RNA polymerase III complex; RNA polymerase II, core complex; RNA polymerase I complex.